AUGACACAGAAGGACACCCUUACUGAUAUUAAGGAAAAUAUUAACGCAAGCUCGAGUGACAGACUGAUAACACUAAGUGAAUAGAAAUCAGUGAUUCAACCUGUAGUCCCUAAACCUACAAAAUACGCUUACUUCGUCCUGGGGAUACUUCUACUCAUUUAUAUUUCUAAUUAGUGGCAGAGAUCUGGAUACAACUUGAAGCCAGAAGCUGAUGAUCCCUACUACAAUAUCAACUUCAUUCCUUCGUUCACUGAUAACUAUGGGUAUCUAGCUGGUGCCUCAUUUACCAUACCAAUUUCAAUCGUUGGUAUUUUCAUGGGUGCUUUAUCAGAUAUUGUCAACAGAAAAGUUAUGCUUGCCUUUGCUUGCAUCCUAUGGAGUUUAAUGACUUUCUUACAAGGUUUUUGUGAGGCAUUCUGGCAAUUAUGUGUUUGCAGAAUAUUCCUAGGUAUAUUCUAAGCUGCAUGCAACCCACCUGCUUACUCAAUAAUGGCUGAUUACUUUCAUCCACAAUACAGAACAACAGCGAAUUCAAUUUAUUCCCUAGGUAUUUACUUGGGUGGUGCUCUAUCCUCCUUAUCAAUUGUCAUGAUUACUGGAGUCGGCUGGAGAUGGAUGUUUAGAAUUAUUGGUAUCAUUGGUAUCGGAGCAGGUGUUUUAGGGCUAUUUUUAGUAAGAGAACCUCUGAGAGGAGCUUUUGAUACUUCUAAAAAGAGCACACUCGUUCCAGAGAAAAAGGUCAAGCCAAGUCCUCUCAUUUUAUUCUUGAGAGCAUCAAAAGAGAUAUUUGUUAACCCAACAUGCAGAUGGGUAUGUAUUGCUGGAUCGUUUAGAUUCUUUGGAGGAUAUGCAAUUGGCUACUAUAUGCCAUCAUAUUUCGGGAAGGUCUAUCCAGAUGAGUCUACUCUAUAUAGUGUUCUUAACUCAUUUGUGGUUAGUGUUGGAGGAUUUAUCUCAGCUAUGUCAGGAGGUAUUAUUGCUGAUAGAUACGAAGCUAGAUUCCCAAUGAUCAAGGCAUGGGUUUGCAUUGCUGGAAGUAUACUUGGAUGUCCAACUAUUGCAGUAUGCACAUUGUAUCAAAAGAACUUUGGAGUUUCAAUGUUCUUCUUGUUCCUAGAGUAUCUUUUCGCUGAGUGCUGGACUUCAUCAGCCAUCACAAUGCUAAUCAACACUAUCUCCCCAGAGAACAAAGGAUUCGGUAAUAUAUUUCUUCACUAAACUUUUGAUUUAGCUGUCUCAGCCUAUUUGUUCUUCACCACUUUAGCUGGUACUUUGAGUACAUUUUUACUAGGUCAAUUCGAGUCAAUUUACGAACUAAAGACUCACCCAGAGAGAUAUGGAUACAUCCUUUGUGCAUUUGUGUUUUUCAGUUAUUUAGGAGCUGUUCCCUGGUUUAUAAUGUCUGGGUUUAGUUACAGAACUCACUUAAAAAAGAAAGAAGAGGAGGCUCUCAAUUAAUAAUGA
This is a messenger RNA of Stylonychia lemnae, 1464 nucleotides long. Lineage: Eukaryota; Ciliophora; Spirotrichea; Sporadotrichida; Oxytrichidae. The record is from the annotation of a GenBank genome assembly.